Messenger RNA from Salvia splendens (bonfire salvia), 2094 nucleotides. RefSeq lists its product as uncharacterized. The record is from RefSeq and is a predicted model, not a curated record. The coding region runs from base 136 to 720 and encodes 194 amino acids. The transcript has 2 exons. NCBI's taxonomy places the organism in Eukaryota, Viridiplantae, Streptophyta, Magnoliopsida, Lamiales, Lamiaceae.
GUAUCACUUGACCCAAAUUUCUAAAGUUGGGCCAAAAUUAUAAAUGAGAACCUAGCUCUAUUCCACUUUCCCCAAUUGAAACCUAGCUGCCUCCGCCGGUGCUUCGUCGCCGUAUCCCUUGGAUAAACUAAAGCUAUGACGAUGGGGAAUCAAGAUAGAAUCAGCAACUCUCAUAUCUAUAAUCUCUCGACUCACCAUUGUACAAGCUACUACUACUUCCAUACUUUCAGCUCGUUGGCGGUAUCUCCAUCGCUACAUCACUCAUCUCAAUUUCCCAAAAUAGACGACUCCUACAUAUUUGAUAUCAUGCCGGUCUUGCGUUUACACAGAGGCGGUCGGAUAAAAGAGUUCAGGUUGUGCAUGUCUAGACGUUUCAAGUUUGGUAUUGAUAAAUGGUUUGAGUUUGCCCUAUCUAAGAAAGCUGAAAUAAUUCAUUUACGUGGUAACCCGUAUAUUGAUUACAAGGCUCUGUUUCUUAGACUUCGAAAUGGAUUUGAAUGCCUUAAAGAUUUGUGUCUACAUGACCCUGUAAUGACCGAUCAAGACUUUAAGCUUUUGUUAUCCAAUUGCAUUGCUCUUGAAUCCUUGGAACUUCAGUAUGCUUUGAAGUUGGAAAAUGUCUCAAUUGUUGCUCACACUAAACUGAAGCAUUUGAACCUGUCUUACUUGAAAGCUCAAUCCAUUGUGAUUCGCCAUGCUAUCAGCCGCUGCGUAUCUUGACCCCUAAACAAUCCGUCCAACUUAGUAAUACUCCUAAGCUUACCCAACUCUAUUUUGAAGAAUUUUUUCCUAUAAAAUUUUUUGUAUAAGUUCGAUUUGAUUUGAGGGAUUUUUGCAUAAUUUUUUCUGUACUUUGAUUCUGUUUUUCAAUUUUAAUAAUUGUAUAUGUAUACUUUUUUGGUUUCUUGUAUUCUUGUUUCAUGAUUGUUCUAGGGUCACUCACUGGACAAAUUACUAAGGUCUUUUAUACAACGAGGAUGCAUACUCAAAUCUUUCAUGUGAUUAGCGAGCUUAGGCUAACACCUUACCGGGACUUCAAGUUAGCCAUCUUGGUAGGCUCGAACAUUCUACCUAACAUUUCUAUUUUUAUGAAAUGCUAUUAUAGCUUUCUUAAAUAGUCAUAUUGUGUCUUUCAAGGGAUCAAGAAGGCAAUAUUGUAUCAAUCCCUCUUCAAUAAAGCAUUCGAAGAUUGAUAUAGCGUGGUAAUGUUUUUUUCUUGAAAAUUGAUUUCUGUUUCUCUUGGCUCUUACACAUUUAUAAUUUCAGUCAGAUGCUAAUGAAGGAGACAGAAGACCCUGCCUGCUGCAUAAGUAAAAGUCAAUUUUCAUUAUGAUGUCCUCUAUAUAUUCAAUUUUCAUUAUAAAUACUGUUUUAUGUAUUCAUGUCUCAUUUCUUCCUGUCAGCAAUGUUUCUGCUGUUAUAGAUCACCCAAGCCUAGCAAAUGUGACUGACAUAGAAGAAAUUUGCAGUAUUGGUUGCACUGUUCAAGGUCCUAUCUUUUAAUUUUUUUGCAUAUUUAGUAAAUAAAUAAAGUUUAAGUGGCUAAAAGAGCUCAUUAAUUAAUAAUUAGGUUGUCCGUACUAUGCGUCACGUCUUCUUGCAAAAACAGCGGAUCUUAUAAUUUGCCCUUACAAUUACAUGAUCAAUCCAAGUCUCCGGGAGAUAUAUGCGAUAAAUUUGGAUGGGAACGUACUAAUAGUUGACGAAGCACAGUGAGUUGAAUGAUCAAGCACUAUUUGAUCUAUAUAUUAUAAUUUAUUUAAGUUUUCACCUGCUUUUGUUUGUGCCAUUGCAUUAGUAUAGAGGACACAAUUCGAGAAAAUGCAAGUUUUGAUAUUGAUGAACAAACUUUUGAAGGUAAGUUAUGUCUAAUUUUUUCUUAAAAAUCAUUGCAUGUAUUACCUGAUAUUACCUUUUGUUUGUGUAGAAUUGUUAACAGAUCUGAACCAGGUGAGGGAAAUGGUGUCUGGCAUAUACCAGGACUUGCUUGAUAUGACAAAGGUGAUAUUUUGUAAGCCUUUAUUAAUUUCCCAAAUUCAGUUCUUCUUCUUAUUGUAUCAGAAUUAUAUGUAGGGCAUAAUUGAUUGGAUGAAA